This is a messenger RNA of Lactuca saligna, 711 nucleotides long. The record is from the annotation of a GenBank genome assembly. NCBI's taxonomy places the organism in Eukaryota, Viridiplantae, Streptophyta, Magnoliopsida, Asterales, Asteraceae.
AUGGCAUCGUCGACGUUGAUUUCGGAUCCGGUAACGAACAACAUCGAAAGAGCACGUGAUUCAUCGAAGAGAAGAAAGAAGAAGAGAACUCAUAGACAAUCUACUGGCGAUCAGACGAUUGAGAACUCGAGUAACAAUAACAACCAGAUUAUUUCAUGGAAAUCCGAAGCUCAGCAACAAGUAUACAGCUCAAAACUCCUGCAAGCGCUCCGCAAUGUCCGGAUCAACUCCGGCACGUCUCCGCCUUCUGUUCCCCGCCGUGGACGCGCCGUUCGUGAAGCGGCCGACCGAGUCCUUGCAGUAACAGCGAAAGGUCGGAGUCGAUGGAGCCGUGCGAUUCUCACGAACAAAAUCAAGCUUAAGUUUAUGAAGAAUAACAGAAGACAAAGAGGGACCGCUGUCACAGCAACAGGGAAUAGCCGGUUAAAAAAGCCGCGAGUGAGUAUUUUAAAGCUGAAGACAAAAAAUCUACCGGCAGUGCAAAGGAAAACACGUGUUCUCGGCCGGUUGGUUCCUGGUUGUCGGAAACAACCAUUGCCAGUUGUAUUAGAAGAAGCAACUGAUUAUAUAGCCGCUCUUGAGAUGCAAAUUAAAGUCAUGGCUGCCGUCGCCGACUUUCUCUCCGGUGGCUCCAGCUCCAGUUCCGGUCCCGGCACCGGCGCUAUGAUUCUAAGUCAGCUCAGUCUUAGGCAGCCACCACCGAGCUUGUAA